UAACCAUUACAGUGUGAACACAAGAAAGUACACGCUCGGUAAAAAUAAAAAGUGAAAAGUGUUAGAUUCAAUUCAACAAUGAAGGGUGACAAAUACCAAGAGCGCUCCGACUCGCGCAUUAAAUCUGCGAUAGUCGACAGAGCCGCAAAGAAGAGAAAACGUGGUCGAAGAGCCGGACGCUACGUUCAAGCAAGAAGGCGCCGCCGCGAAUUAAACGUGCACAAACCCGCUCGCGUAGCUUUGUACGAAAAAUUGGCUGCUGAAAUAGGGCUCAUAUCGACGUUAGGAGGCUGCGCACGGAAAUCCACUGCUAUUGAUAUUCCGAAGCGCGAUUCUGCUGGAACCACAGCAGCGUUUAACGACACAUCCUCUUCGUCUAGUGAAAGUAAAAACCUAGAGACAAUAGAAAUAGUUGAUUUGUGCGAUAGUGACGCCGAAACUGUAAUUAUGACGCCGCUGCAGGCAAUAGACAUUUUAGAUACGUCAAUAGCACGGAAAGUGUUUGAACAUCAUGAAAUUCCCGAUAAUAUAUUGUUAGAUUACGCGCGCAAUCCGCACGAAGAUCCAAACGUCGUACCGAGAAGUGUAUGGAAUUGGUGCGAAUUUAAAUUCGAGACUCAGUAA
Molecule: messenger RNA, 624 nt
Organism: Osmia lignaria (orchard mason bee)
Lineage: Eukaryota; Metazoa; Arthropoda; Insecta; Hymenoptera; Megachilidae
Source: RefSeq, a predicted model, not a curated record